Molecule: messenger RNA, 9481 nt
Organism: Salvelinus fontinalis (brook trout)
Lineage: Eukaryota; Metazoa; Chordata; Actinopteri; Salmoniformes; Salmonidae
Product: A-kinase anchor protein 12-like
Exons: 4
Coding region: 370-6405 (2011 amino acids)
Biological process (GO): regulation of protein kinase C signaling; signal transduction
Cellular component (GO): cytoplasm
Molecular function (GO): calmodulin binding; protein kinase A binding
Source: RefSeq, a predicted model, not a curated record
UAAAAGGAGCUCUUGAUUUAAUUUAUUUUAGUAUUAGAGCACAUCUUAAAUGGAAGAUAGCUGCGUGCAACUGGCCCUCUGCUUGUUGCAAUUGUCAUCCCAGGACAGGUUCUCAGUCUGCACUCAUAAGACUUGAUGCAGCAAGGCAAGGCGUGCCGUAUUGAGUCGUAGGCUACAUGUGUUAACUGGGAGGGUGUUUUUCUAAAAUAGUUUACAAGAGGGCCGGACUGCACCAUUUGAAAGCCACAGCGUCAGAGCUAUCAUACCCAACAGCUUUUGCUGCUGUUUUCAUUUCUGGCUAUAUUCUGUGUCAUUGACGUCGGUAUCGACUCACACAGGACAGGAGCGAGAGCCGCUAUAGUUUUGAUCAUGGGGGCGACUGAAUCUAGGCGGCCGGAGGAUAGCAGCAAGAGCGAGGACGGGGGAACUGUGGCGAAUGAGGAAAGUGUGAACGAUGUCCAGGGUGGCGAGAGUACUGAUGCGAAGUUACUCCAAAAGAAUGGACAGAUCUCCGGACUGAGUGAAAAAGCAGAGGACCAGACUGAGGAGGUCAAUUUCCUGUGUGAAGACGGAGUCGUUGCAGAGGUUGGUGAGACAAAUUCAUCUAUUGUUUCUCAGAAAGAGGACAUUCCGGAGAUGAUAGAGACUCUCACAGAGGAGGUACCGCCUCUGGAAAAUGCAGACAGUGAUGGGAAGGAAUCACCGGAUGCAGACGACGAAGCAUCAACAAAUGAGACUGAAACAGACGUUAAAUUGAAUGAAGUCAAUGAUAGUUUUAAAAAGUUCUUCAGUUCAAUUGGUUUAAAAUUCACAUUGAAAAAAGACUCUGACACAAUACCAGAAGUGAGCCCUAAGAAAGAAGAGGGUGAAGCACGUAUUCCCGAAGACAGCAAGGAUACAGAGGAGACCACUAUAGAUAAUGCUGAGGAGAAUACUGAGCAGAGCACGCCUGAGGAUCUGACUGAUGAUACGAUAAAAGAAUGUGUUGGCCAUAUACCAGACCUUGUAGAUGAUACACUAGAAGCAUAUAUUGACAAAGCACCGACCAACGUUGUUGCUGAUUCACCAGUGGAACCGGCUGAUGAUUCUACCUCUCAUCCUACGAUGACGGACCUCACAUUUGAAGAGUUCCUUAAUGAAACCACCAAGGAACAGACCACUGAAACGAUAGAAUCAAAGGAGGAAAUCACUCCUGAAGAAGUGGCACAGGCAGAGGGAGAGGCACCAGCCAUACCCAUUCCUAUAGUUGAAGAAAUGUCUCCAUUUAAACGUUUUUUCCUGACAGGAAAAAUACACAAGCAGGUCAAGCAACCCAUGAAACAACCCAAGGAGGAACCUAAGGAGGUAGUCAUGGAAGAACCCAAGACAGAACCCAAAGAAGAGGUCAAUGAGGAACCCAAGGACGAAGUCAAGGAGGAAGUAAUCCCUACUGAAGAGACAGACACACCAGCACCAACCAUUCCGGAUGUUGAAGAAGAAAUUAUAUCCCCGAUUAAGAAGUUUUUCACCACGGGAAUCUUCGCUGGUUUAAAUAAAAAUAAAAAAUAUUUAGGAGAGGAAACACCCAAAGAUGAAACUGUUGAGAAAGACCGCGAACUGCAAAGCAUUGAAAAACAGGAGGAUGUAAACACACCAGAGGAAGCUAGUCUUGAGCAAGAACAAACAAAAGACGAGAUCAGUCCAGAUGUUGAGACAAUAUCGGUCAUUGAGGGGAAACAAAAUGAGAAUGAAGUUCAAGAGACAGUAACAGAUUCCCUGAUGGCUGAGACAUCCAAUGUCCCUGAACUGAUGAUGAGUAAUGUCCCUAAAAUUAGUGACAAUAGAGAGGAUGUCCUUGAAGAGCAGCCAGCUACUGAGGAAUUACAGACAAUUAUCUCAAAUGGAGCUGAACUUCUUAGCUUUCAAGAGGAAGCUAAAAGUCAAGGAAGUUCAGUCCAGGAUAUUCUUGAAGAGCAGUCUCCUUCUUUGGGAUUUGUAACAGUUAUAACAAAUGAAGCUGAAACAAAUGAAGACAAACUUCUUAGCUCUCAAGAGAAAGCUAAAAUCCAGGAAAGUCUUGAAGGACAGUUUCAUUCAUGGGGAUUCGUCACAGUCACAGAAUAUGUUCCUGAAGAGGAGCCAGCUCCUAAGGUAUUACUGACAGUUACCUCAAAUGAAGCUGAAACAAAUGAAGCUGAAACAAAUGAAGCUAAACUUCUUGACUCACAAGAGAAAGCUAAAAGCCAAGGAAGUCCUGUCCAAGAAGAGCAGUCUCCUUCUUUGGGAUUCCACACAGUUAUCUCAAAUGAAGCUGAACUUCUUAGCUCACAAGAGAAAGCUAAAAACCAAGGAAGUCCACUCAGGAAGCUCUUAUAUGGGGCUGGUUUGAAGAAGCUUUCUAGGAAGCGGAGAGGUAAGAAAUCAGAUGAGUUGACCAGGUCUGGUGAGCAUGUUACUGAGGAUUUACUGUCAUCCACAGAGUCAGAGGAGUACCAGAGAGGAGAACAUCCUGCCUCUUCAACAGAAGAAUUAGCAGCAGAACAGGUAAAAAUGUCUGCUCCGUUAGGGUCAAGCCACGAAUCAGAUAGUGAUGUAACCUCUGACGGUGAAAGGAAAAAGGAUGGCACCUGGACUUCUUUCAAAAAGCUAAUGACGCCCACAAGACGUCCCAAAAGAUCUUCUGAGAGUGAGGAUGAGUUAGCACUUGUAGGCUCACAUGAGGAGCCAAAGCAAUGUGAAGGAGAGCAGGUACUAGAACGUUUCACAGAAGAGACCAAAAAGAAAGUAGAAAUGUCUGUUUCUUGGGAGGCCCUCCUAUGUGGAUCUGCAAAGAGGAGGGGAAGAAAAACAUCUGACUCAGAGGAGGAAGCACCCAUGAAUGAAGGUGAAACACUAAGUGAACCUGGAAACACUGCAGAGUCUCCACUGGACAGUUCUCAGGAGGGAGGUUAUGAACAUUUGACCUCUUCCCCUGAGCAAGCUGUAAGUCCCUUAGAGAGUGAAGGGGGGUCAACAUGGAAAUCCCUUAAAAAGCUGGUCACCUCAAAUAGGAAGGCAAAAACCGAGGAGGCCAGCAAAGUUAGCUCACCAGAGCAGAUGGCAUCUGACAGCGAAAUCACCAAAGAGGAGUCUUCAUUUUCUCUAAAGAAACUCCUCCCUGGACGCAAAAAGCGAAAGAAUGGAGGAAAGCAGGAACCAAUAUCUUCUGACGAGGCAGAUAAAGGUGUUGGAUCAGAUGAUGAGGAGGACUCUGAAACACCAGCAGUGGUCCCCAUGUCCGAGUUUGAUGCAGAAGAGCUAGGAGAGAAACACAGAAUAUUAACUGAGGCUGUUAUAGAAACUCCAUUACACAUUACAGAAGAAAUAACCCAGCCAGAUGUCUCUAGGCUGGUCACCGAAUCGGCCAUAUCCAAAGACACCCUGCCCACUGAAGCAGAGAAGGCUCAAGCCAAAGAUACUGUGGAGCAGUUGGCCCCAUCAACAUCCCCCACUGCUACGAAAGACUUUGAGGAUCUUACGGAAUUCAUAAGUAAACAUCAGCAACUCAGUGAUAUACCUGAGGAAGGCGUAAUAGAGGAGACCAUUGCCACACAAGUGUCCACUGCUGAAGAAGCCACUCGAGACGAUACCAUAGCCGAGGACCUAAUCGAGUUGACGUCUGAAGCAGUCACUGCCCCAGAACCUCUAGAUGAUGAAUCAACAGAAAUGGUUUCAGCAGUGUCACAGCUGACAGAGGAGUCUCCCAAAACAUCAGGCAACACAACGCCUGUGCCUGCAGAAUACGAGUUGAAAGACACAGAGGUAAUUCUGCAUGAGGCGGUUGAAAUCAUUAACAGAACCCCAACCCUCUCAUCGGUAAUUACAAAAGACUCGCACUUGGAAGCAGUUACCGUUUCAGUUUCUCCACAAAUAUUACAGACACCAAAAGAGACGGAAGCAACAGUUUUGACAGCUCAUGAAAAAUCCGACGCAGUUGUAAUCUGCACAGGUGAAGAGUCGCAACAAAUAGAUGCUGUUGAUGAAAGCCCAGUGACUCAUGUGGUGGAGUGUCCAUUAGAAGUCAGCAAGGUAGUACCCAAAGAGUUGGCACCUGAGGAAACUGAAGAGUCUGGUUCUGCAGGAAUCACUACAGAUGAGGUACAUAAAGCUGAAGAUGAAUCAAUUCCAAUCAUGCAUAUAAAAAUUGAAAAGGACCAACAAACAGAAUUGGUAAACAAGUUAGAAGAGAUAAGACCAGUAGCCACUGUUAAUUCAGAAGAGGGUGUAGCUCAGGUUGAAGGAAAGGCCAUAGCAGAAGACACUCCACAGCCUGAUACAGAGCGCCUGGAAGUGUCGGUCACAAACAAACUUGUUUUCACACAGGCUCUCACGGAGGUCACUCUUAAAGAAGAAAAAUAUGUUUCGGAGGAUGUUUCGGAAGAUUCUGCAGACAAGGAGAAUACACCAGUUGCAGAAACAAUCACAUGUGAUGUUCAAGAUGUCGCUACUGCAAUACCUGACGUUCUGAAGUUAGAAUCAUCAAAUGUUUUGGAAUCUUUGAUUGGCAUAGUGGCACCUGAAGUAGAAUCCCCAGAGAAAAUGGAUUGUGUGGGUGCUCUAAGCCCACUUGUAGACUCUUCUAUGGUUCAGACACUAAAGAAAGGGGACAUGGUUAUGAGGAAGAAUGUGCCAUCAGCACAGUUUGUUGAUGGUCUUGAGAUCCGAGUACAAGUGACGGAUGCAGAGAUAAAGUCAGCUGAAGAAACUGUUGAAACAGUGCUUGAAGUUAGCUCAACUGAUGUCAAUGAUCAUGAGACUCUUGUACAACAGGUGAACGCUGAGAUUGAAUCAGCUGAAGCACAUGUUGAGACAACCCUUGAGUUGGGCACAACUGACGAUCACGAGAUCACAGUACAAGUGGCGGAUGCAGAGCUAAAGUCUGCUCAAGUAAUUAUUGAGAAUGUGCUUGAAGUUGGCUUAACUGAUGUCACUGAUCAUGAGAUCAAAGUACAAGAGAUGGAUGUAGAGAUUGAAUCAGCUGAAGCAAUUGUUGAUGCAGUUUUUGUGGUCUUAACUGAUGUCAAGGGUCAUGAGAUCCAAGUGCAAGUGACGGAGGCAAAUGCUGAGAUUGGGUCAGCUGAAGCGAUUCUGGAGACAGCACUUGAGGUGGUUUCCUCAACCGAUGUUAAGGAAGUCAUAGACAUUUGUGACAAAAUGGAGGACAAUGGAGAGGGUGAGAAUGCCAUUGAGAAGAUUGAGGAGGCCAUGUUUGAAGAGGAAAGCAGUAUUAUAACUCAAGAAAUACUCCAACAUGUACAGCAGAACUCAUCAGAAGCUGACUCCAAUGUUGUACCACAAUCAAGUGAAAAGGCUGAAAUUGAAUUAACGAGUGAAGCCGAAGUUUCUAAAUCACCAGAGGGUAUACCAGUGGUGGCAGUUACAGAUGCUCAAGGAUGUACAGGUGUAGCUGCACAGGUGCAAAAUAAAAUGUACUUAUUUGAAAACUACUUAGAACUUAAUACUCAGGGAAUUGUGCACAAACUUUCAGACAAAGAAACUGAGCCCUCAAUUUCUCUCAAAGUUGAUACAGUAUGUGAGGAUAGAACAACUCCCGAGACAUUUGCAGAGUCUACUUUCGAGGUUGACAAAGUACCAGAUGACAUAGUUCCCAAUACAUUUGUAGAGUCCUGUUUGCAGUCAAAUGUGCAAGAAGUUUAUGGAACGGAGGUUGAAUUUAUUAUUGCGUCCGAAGUAGAUUCAGACUCUACCAGUGGGCAUGAGAAAGAACUGGUUGCAAUGGUAGUACAAUCAGCAAAGGAAUCAGUUGAAUCAUUUGAAAAGAGACUAUCUAUUGAAUCCCAUGUCCAUAUCCAUCUUCACAUUGAACCCAGAGACGCUGGAGUGGUGUCUGCAGGAUUGGAUUCACCACCACUUGCUAUUUGGCCACCUCCAAGUACUACUGCAGUGAACACUGAUAGCUUUCUGAAAGAAUCAAUAGAAAGUGCAAGUACUACUGCAAAAAGUGCUGUGAAUACUGACUGUGUUCCAACAGAAUCAAUGGAAAGUACUCAACUUUGUGAAAUCAGUCAAAUUGAGCAAACAAAUGACACUGCACCUCCAGCACCACUGCAUACCCCUCCAGCACCACUGCAUACGAUUCCAGCACCACUGCAUACCCGAACUGAACUAGUGGUGUGCACCCCAAACCCUGAAGCAGAAGAGGUAAUGAUGAAUGCAGAAGAGUCUAUCCUACACACAGAGGACGAGAAUGACCAAGAAGUGUGGCUGGAUGCUGAGGAAGAUUUUGGCACAGUAAAAUCCCAUGUCUUAGAAGUUCCGAGCAACAAAAUAGGUGGAGGAGUAGAGGAGAUGCUGCAGGUCAGUGAAGAGGUCUUUGAUAUUGCACUUGAGCCUCAAAGCUUUCAAUCUAUAAGUGAAAACAAAUGAGACUUCAGCCAUUCCAACAAACUGAUGUAUUAUGAGUGCUGGACUACCAAGGAAUCCCUGAAAGAGAAGGUAGAAGUCCAUACACGAAUGAUGACCCACCACAACGGAGGUAAAGCUGCAUCCAUCCUGACUUCCAUUACCAAGCACACUUUUGCAUCUAGAGACCUUCUUCAGCUCUUUGGAUACAUUCACAUUAGUUGCAAGGCUAUUAUAUCAGUAUGUCUGUUAAGUACUUGUACCUCUUUGAAUACAAUCCUUGUUCCUGUUCAUGUCAUAUUAUCAGAAGUUGGAGGUAUGAUAAUUUAUACUACAUAUUAUCUAUGUUUGAAUUAAGACAAUUUGUCCUUCCCUUUGCAUCAGAUACGUUUAUUUUACACAGAGUAUCUGAGUUUAAUUUUCUUUACUCAUAAUGUAAUUUGUGGAUUGAACAGUAGUCUAACAUUUAUUUGUAUCAACAUAUAAUACACUCACAUUACAUUCAACACAGGACAUAUUUACCCACUGCUCACCAAAAGAAUGCAAAGACAAACUGUGAUUAGAUAUACAGGUAUGUAGAUUUUUUCAGGAUCUUUCUGUGUUUUAUCAGUCUUCCGUCAGACAGUAAAUGUUUGCUCAAAUCAGCACAUACCAGUAAUAUAACAUUUGCUCAGAGAUGUGUAGUGACUAGAAUUUGUAUCACAUUGCAUUUGCACGAAUGAGAUCAUUCCUUUAAAUAUUGCCAUUGAUCUUCAUCAUCUCAUAGAAUUAUAUAGUUGACUUACUAUAUGCAAAGUUUGCAAACUAUGCACCGCAAUGGUUAGUUGACACAGACCAAAAUACUGAUACAAAAUGCUUAUUUUAUCACUAGUUGCAUCUGAAAGACAAAACUAUAUUUGUGUAUUAGUUUUUUGGCCUGUGAACAUAUAUGUAAAGCUAUUUUGUUAACAAGUCACACAUACUGGCUUUGUUUGUCUAUAACUACAAAUAUAUUUGGUAAGUUUAAUUUCAGAUUUUAAAACUAUUGCAGAACAUAGCCUUAUUGAAUGCUUAUGCAAUGUCAUGAUGGCAGCUUGUUUCUACCUUUGCAAUAGUUUCAAUGUGUGUGUAUAUGUAUUGUUUUUCUUUUGACUUCUUGUAACAAAUUAUGUAAACCUGAUAACCUUUGUAGAAAUUAUAUAUUCCUGUUAAUGUAAUAUUAACUAAUAUCUAAAUGCAAAACAUAAGAGUUGCAUGGACAUUUUUAUAUUUCAAAGCGGUUAAUGAAAUAAAAUGCUAAUCUUUUUAUUACCACAAUGUUAAAAAUUUGCACAACUGUUUUGUCAUAUACAGUUAAAGUCAGAAGUUUACAUACACCUUAGCCAAAUACAUUUAAACUCGGUUUUUCACAAUUCCUGACAUUUAAUCCUAGUAAAAAUUCCCUGUCUUAGGUCAGUUAAGAUCACCACUUUAUUUUAAGAAUGUGAAAUGUCAGAAUAAUAGUAGAGAGAAUGAUUUAUUUCAGCUUUUGUUUCUUUCGUCACAUUCCCAGUGGGUCAGAGGUUUACAUCCACUCAAUUAGUAUUUGGUAGCAUUGCCUUUAAAUUGUUUAACUUGGGUCAAACGUUUCGGCUAGCCUUCCACAAGCUUCCCACAAUAAGUUUGGUGAAUUUUGGCCCAUUCCUCCUGACAGAGCUGGUGUAACGGAGUUAGGUUUAUAGGCCUCCUUGCUUGCACACGCUUUUUCAGUUCUGCCCACACAUUUUCUAUAGGAUUGAGGUCAGGGCUUUGUGAUGGCCACUCCAAUACCUUGACUUUGUUGUCCUUAAGCCAUUUUGCCACAACUUUGGAAGUAUGCUUGGGGUCAUUGUCCAGUUGGAAGACCCAUUUGCGACCAAGCUUUAACUUCCUGACUGAUGUCUUCGAGAUGUUGCUUCAAUAUAUCCACAUAAUUUUCCAUCCUCAUGAUGCCAUCUAUUUUGUGAAGUGCACCAGUCCCUCCUACAGCAAAGCACCCCCACAACAUGAUGCUGCCACCCCCGUGCUUCGCGGUUGGGAUGGUGUUCUUCGGCUUGCAAGCCCACCCCUUUUUCCUCCAAACAUAACGAUGGUCAUACUGGCCAAUCAGUUCUAUUUUUGUUUCAUCAGACCAGAGGACAUUUCUCCAAAAAGUACGAUCUUUGUCCCCAUGUGCAGUUGCAAACCAUAGUCUGACUUUUUUAUGGCGGUUUUGGAGCAGUGGCUUCUUCCUUGCUGAGCGGCCUUUCAGGUUAUGUCGAUAUAGGACUCGUUUUACUGUGGGUAUAGAUACUUUUGUACCUGUUUCCUCCAGCAUCUUCACAAGGUCCUUUGCUGUUGUUCUGGGAUUGAUUUGCACUUUUCACACCAAAGUACGUUCAUCUCUAGGAGACAGAAUGCGUCUCCUUCCUGAGCGGUAUGACGGCAGCGUGGUCCCAUGGUGUUUAUACUUGCGUACUAUUGUUUGUACAGAUGAACGUUGUACCUUCAGGCGUUUGGAAAUUGCUCCCAAGGAUGAACCAGACUUGUAGAGAUCAAUUUAUUUUGAUUUUCCCAUGAUGUCAAGCAAAGAGGCACUGAGUUUGAAGGUAGGCCUUGAAAUACAUCCACACCUACAAUUGACUCAAAUUAUGUCAAUUAGUCUAUCAGAAGCUUCUAAAGCCAUGACAUAAUUUUCUGGAAUUUUCCAAGAUGUUUAAAGGCACAGUCAACUUAUUGUAUGUAAACUUCUGACCCACUGGAAUUGUGAUACAGUGAAUUAAGUGAAAUAAUCUGUAAACAAUUGUUGGAAAAAUUACUUGUGUCAUGCACGAAGUAGAUGUCCUAACCGACUUGCCGAAACUAUAGUUUGUUUACAUGAAAUUUGUGGAGUGGUUGAAAACAGAGAUUUAAUGACUCCAACCUAAGUGUAUGUAAACUUCCGACUUCAACUGUAGAUAUUGGCUGGACCCCGAGCAGUCCUCCGAGCCAGAUAAAGGGGUUUACAUACAGCCUGAAGGACCACUCCGAGCCUCUCAGGGCCUUUCUUAUAUACAAGUUAUGGUUCUGUCACUAUGGUUCUACCUAUACUAAAUAAAGCAAGACACGUACAGUACUUACAAUA